This is a messenger RNA of Brassica rapa (field mustard), 4697 nucleotides long. RefSeq lists its product as uncharacterized. The record is from RefSeq and is a predicted model, not a curated record. Lineage: Eukaryota; Viridiplantae; Streptophyta; Magnoliopsida; Brassicales; Brassicaceae.
GAAUGUUUGGAUUUGAAUUUGAAUUUGCAUUCAGCUUCCUGAGUGUAUAAUUGAACAUUAGGAGUUUUUUUCGUAUUGGUUUUAUUGAUAGUAUGAUCUUGCUGAUGAUUAUGGUUUGUUGUUCUCUCCAUAGACAGCUGUUAGUGCUUUAUAUUCUCAGCUCAAAGAGCUCCAGAAGAAGGAUGCAGACAUGAAGGAGCGUGACAAAAUGUUGUACUCAAAGUUUAUAUCACAAAUGCAGGGGGACACUGAUUCUACGAGUAAGUUAAUUGGUUAUUGUAUGUGUGUUCAUGCAUUCAUAUACUUAAGCUAUCUGAACACUGUAUAUUUAUAUAGGUUGGUCGCUAGAGACACUGAUCUUCCAUUGGCAGCAACACUGCUGAAAGCAUAUGCAAAGGUUGAGCCUCUGACAAUAGCUGAGCUCAAUUAUUUAUUAUCACUGCUCCAUCCCAGGACAUUGACAUCAUAUGUACCGGGAGAGUUGCUCGCGUUGACAUGGACAAAGGGUGGUGUUAUGCUGCAUGCUCCAAAUGCAGUAAAACUGCAGCACACUGUCUCCGCUAUUGCGUUUGUGCAAUGCGACAAUGCUCAUGCUGUCGGGACUUUCCGCUAUCGCGUGGAGACGGCCAUUGCUGAUGGUACUGCUGAAGGUACAUUCUUUCGUUUUGAUGGUGUAGUGACGAAAUUACAUAGCCUCAGAGCAAGUGAAGCUGGUCAAAUGCUGGCUGAAGGAGUAAACCCUGAGGACUUUAAGAUGCCUCCAUUUACUACCCAUAUAGAAGCAAAGACAUACACUUUCCAAUUCAGUGUUAGUACAUCUAACUUCACAGCAAUCAAAGGAGAAUAAGGGCUCCUCUCAUGCUUCCACGUCACCUUUUUUAUUCCACGUCUGAUGGGCUGAUGGGCUAGCUUAUUUUUUUUUCGUUAUGCUUGGCCCGUAAGCCCGUAGCUUUAGAGAAACGAGAGAGACGCAUCGAUCCAUCCAUAACCCUACCUUCUUCUCUCUCGCGCAAGACUGUGAUCUCCCUCCGAGCCCUUUCAUCUUCUUCCGUUUCCUUCUCAAUCAAUGAUGAUUGAAGUUAUGUUGCUCGGUUUUAUUGGUUUGGUUAUAAAAGAAAUUUGGUUAUCUAACCAAUCUCUGCGUCUUUUGUCUUUUAAUUAGUUAGGGUUUUGUUGGUUUUCGUUCUUUGCCUCUUCUUCUACAUCGUUGUCUCUCUCAACUUUGUCUGCAAACACAAUUUUUUUCUUUCAACUCCUCACCUUCAUUAAAGCUCAACGAGGUUCAACACAUCCUUCUAAAUUCCCUUGAUUAUUGUGAUUGUCAUUCGACACGGAGGAACCGACCUCCUCCGCCUUCACUUCAUCUCCAUGUUCAAGGUAAGGACAACCACAUCACCGUGCUCUACUUCGACACGGAUGUACCGAUCCCCUCCGGCUCAUGAUGAAUCCCGUGCUCAACCAUCUUUUCUAUGGAUUUCUUCAAAUCCAAGUACAUAUCUUCUGGUUCUUUGGUAUAUAUUUUAAUUUUCUUCGAGUCUUUGUGAUGAUUUAAUUGAUUUUCCAUGAAAUCAUUUGUGGUUAAAGAGGAGGAUGAGACGCUUCGUGGAGGUGGCUAAGGGUCGUUGGCAUUUUUACCUUUGUUAACGGUGGUGGAAGCUCCAGAAGAUAAUGUUAUAGGGGUUUGUUGAUAUGAUGAGAAGUAGCUCUUUAUCUAGAGCCUUCAAUCUGUUUUUUUUCCAAUCAGUAGGAAGAAAGGAGGCUGCAAAGCUUUAGAAAAGUACUUUCAAAUAAUUGUAAUGACGGAGGCAAUGUACAGGAGUCUAACUUUAUUUGCAUAGAGUAAAUUUUAUUAAAAUUGAUCUGAUUGGAGAAUGGAUUUGGUCGUGAUGGUGAGAAUGUUUGGAUUUGAAUUUGAAUUUGCAUUCAGCUUCCUGAGUGUAUAAUUGAACAUUAGGAGUUUUUUUCGUAUUGGUUUUAUUGAUAGUAUGAUCUUGCUGAUGAUUAUGGUUUGUUGUUCUCUCCAUAGACAGCUGUUAGUGCUUUAUAUUCUCAGCUCAAAGAGCUCCAGAAGAAGGAUGCAGACAUGAAGGAGCGUGACAAAAUGUUGUACUCAAAGGUAUUUCCUUUUCUUUGCAGGAAAACAGAUCAUGUAUCUUUUAGAUCCCCUUUUUGGUUUUAUAGCUAUCCCCCUUCCAAAUAUAUGAAGCAGUUUAUAUCACAAAUGCAGGGGGACACUGAUUCUACGAGUAAGUUAAUUGGUUAUUGUAUGUGUGUUCAUGCAUUCAUAUACUUAAGCUAUCUGAACACUGUAUAUUUAUAUAGGUUGGUCGCUAGAGACACUGAUCUUCCAUUGGCAGCAACACUGCUGAAAGCAUAUGCAAAGGUUGAGCCUCUGACAAUAGCUGAGCUCAAUUAUUUAUUAUCACUGCUCCAUCCCAGGUAAAAUAACUAGCUGUCUUAAUUUGUAGAUGUUAAUGGUAUGGCUCUGUUUGAUUCUGAUAUCCAACAUGUAGGACAUUGACAUCAUAUGUACCGGGAGAGUUGCUCGCGUUGACAUGGACAAAGGGUGGUGUUAUGCUGCAUGCUCCAAAUGCAGUAAAACUGCAGCACACUGUCUCCGCUAUUGCGUUUGUGCAAUGCGACAAUGCUCAUGCUGUCGGGACUUUCCGGUACGCCUACAGUUUAUAAAUAUUUCUCUCCGUACGUAUACUCAUGCGUGUCAAUACUUUGUCUUUGCCUUUGUUAUGCUUUUUCCUUAGCUAUCGCGUGGAGACGGCCAUUGCUGAUGGUACUGCUGAAGGUACAUUCUUUCGUUUUGAUGGUGUAGUGACGAAAUUACAUAGCCUCAGAGCAAGUGAAGCUGGUCAAAUGCUGGUAAGAUACACGUCUGUCUCCUUAUGUGUUUAUCAUCUACCAAGUACUAACACAUCUACAAAACUUCCUGUGCCAAAUAGGCUGAAGGAGUAAACCCUGAGGACUUUAAGAUGCCUCCAUUUACUACCCAUAUAGAAGCAAAGACAUACACUUUCCAAUUCAGUGUUAGUACAUCUAACUUCACAGCAAUCAGACAUUCACCAUCACGCUCAUUCUCGAUGAACGUGACCGUGUGCCAGUCCCUGACGUUGUCGACAACGUAAGUAUAAUGAGUAUUAUGUUGUUUCGCUAUUUACAUUUAAAUGUAUGUAUGACCAUCUGGUUGGAACAGAUAGGUAAUGAUGAUGGGGACGACAUGCCAGAUGGCAAUCCAAUUCCUGUUAAGGUGGAAACUGGAGGGAGCAGUGGUGAGGCAGCGUUCAAUGCUGAUACAGAUCCAGUUGGUGUGUGCAGAAGAAGACGGCCAACUCAUCUUCUGAGGUGGUUAAGAAGACGUGUGUGGCUUGAGAUAGACUAGAAAGAACUAUAAACACACUACUCAAAAUUUAAAUAAUGCUUAUGCAUCUUCAUUUUCUUUCGCGUAUUGGUUAACUAUGUUUUUGUCUUUCUCCAAUUUUUGGGUACUAUAUUUGUCAUACAAUCUUCCUAAUAUGAGUUAUCUACCUAUUAACUUUCCACUACAAAUUUAUUUUUACUUAUACAUUUGUUUUAAACCUUUUGAUUCAAAAUGUGAGAAAAUAAUAUUUUUUUGUUAAAAUUUCCCAGAUUAGAUUUAUUAGCUAACAUGUUAUUUUUUUAAAAAAAUUAUAUGUUUAUCAGUGUUUUAAAAACCGGACCGGCCGGUUGAACUGGUUGGACCGUGAUUCACUCUUCUAACCGGUUCCGAGUUUGGCUAAGAACCGGAUUUAAGUUGAACCGGCACCAAACUCGCUAAAACCGGUGAUCCGGUUCAAUACUAAAACCCAGUUUUCUCAAAUUUAAGUUUAUAAUAAAAAAAAAAUUGUAAUUUCUUAAGAAAAAAAUCAUAAAACUUCAUAUUAUAUUUUAAUAUCUGUCUAAAUAAAUUAGUUUACAUUAUCUUUACAUUUUAUUUUCAUUUAUAAAAAUAAUUAUGUAUUAUGCUAUAUAUUUAGUUACUUAAUUUAAAAGUAAAUUAAAUUUUUAAAUCCCGGUUGAAUCGGUCCGACCAUUGACCCAGAUAUAAUGCCGAGUUAGUGUCCGGCUUGGUUUUAAAAAUAUUGUAUUUAUUUAAACCAUUAAAUUUUAAAAUUAUUAUUUAUUGGUGUUGGAGUAUAGUUAAUGAUUAUUUUAUUUGUAUCGCAUUAAUGCAUUGGUUUUAUUAUAAACCUUAAUCUUGAUUGGAGCCUGAAUAGUAUGAUAACAAGUAAAUAUUAAAAGUAUAAAGUUUAAUUAUUAGGGCUCAUGUUUUAUACAAUCGUUAAUUUACCUUAUAAUACAUGUUAUCAUCGUUAAAAGCUAUAAUGCCAUCUACUAAACUUAAUAGUUAAAACCCGUAUAAUAUGAGCCGCAAAGUUGAACAUGAUAUCAAACUAUGAGAUUUAUGCAUAUCCUGUUGUUGUAAUGUCUGACUGUAUUUCCUUACGUAUUAUCAACCAUACGUUAAGACUGAUGAAAACCAGCUCAUCGAACUGCCUGAUGCAAACAAAUCAGACUAUACAGUUAUUGUUUCAGAUUAUAUAUUUUAAAAUAUUUUUAGUUAUAAUGAAUAAGUUAUUCUUUUAUAUCGUAUAAAACAUUAAUUUUAAGGAAAAUUGUAUAACAAAAAAGAAAAAAUAAAUUAUUUUAUGAAAAAAUAUAUAAAU